UUUUGAGUUGUAGUAACUCAACCCCUCCGGGAGGUGGCAGUAAUGUGUUGGUACGGUAAAUUCAUAGAAGAAGAACUCUUAGGAGAUCUACUUCCGGUUACUGAAGUGUAAAGAGCAGAAGAACUUUACUAACAUCAGCUCACAUGGAGUCACAAGAAGCGCUGCCCGUUAAACCUGCAUCAGCUCCGUCGGGGCCGGUGGUCUGUGAGGUCUGUGGACUGUUCUUUGAGACUCGACGAGGGCUCUCCAGCCACGCUCGCCUCCAUUUACGCCAGCUGGGCGUGACCAUGUCUGAGAGCAGCGGCGCUCCUAUAGAGCUGCUCUACCAGCUCAUCCAGGAGAGAGACGGCUCCCUGUCGGCCUUCAAAGCAGACUCCUCUGGAGCUGGAUCAGUGCCUCCCAAGAAGAAAGCCCGGCGGGAAGCCAAGGCGUCCUCUGUGCCGGAAGAUACCAGUUCAGCCUCCAAGGCAGGAGCCAAAAGCCUGACCGCCCCUCAGAAGGCUGACCAUCAGGGACCUCCAGGCAGGCUGAAGGAGCCAGCUGAGCCUCUGUCUCCUCUGAGGUCGGCUGAAGGCAGCAGCUCCUCUUUUUCAGACCAUCAACCCAUCACCAAGCCUCUGUGGGCGCCGCUGGAGACUGAUGCUCCGAUUACCUUAACUUCAGACACGAGCCACGAGGCCCACGUCUGCCAGCUUUGUGGGUGCUGGUACGAGACACGGCGGGGCCUCUCCAGCCACGCCCGAGCCCAUCUUCGCCAGAUUGGAAUCCCUGACUCCGCUAUAAAGGGGAGCCCUAUUGAGUUCCUCUACAAGAUGAUGGAGGAGGACCCAAAGCACCUGAGCACAGAGCUGCAGCAGGAAGGUGCGUCCUCCCCCAAACGCCCCGCCCACCUGUCGUCUCCGCCCACAGCUCCUGCCAGCAAGCGUCCCAAGACGUCUGCAGACUUCACCUGCGUUCUGUGCGGGGAGCAGUUUGAAAACCGAAAGGGGCUGGGCAGCCACGCGCGCUCCCACCUGCGCCACAUCGGGGUGAGCGACCUGGUGGGGAAAAGCUCUGCCAUCGACACGGUGGAGGAGCUGGUCAGCAGCGGCAUGAUCGAAGUCAUGCGCCCGCUGAAAACCACCGCUGCAAGCAGCUCCCCCACGGCGCCGCCCGCGGCCCCGCCCUCUCCCAUGCUUCCUGCUUCCUCUCCGCCUCCAGGCCAAGCCAAGGCCACGUUUUUGUCCUCAGGUCCCUCCCAGAGUCCAAGGAAGAGCUCCCAGCUGCCCCGGCAUCCCAGUAGCAGAGCUCCAAAGGCCAAGAAAGGUUUUCGGCUGGCAGUGGACCCACUGCUCCGGAAACCGAAGCCUGAGCCUGUGGAGGUGGAGGUGUCUGCUGAAGCCAAGACAUCCAGCUCUGAGGGCAGCUCCUCUGCGCCAGAUUUACCUGCAGCUCCCGCCUCUGCGGCGCCUCUCGACUCAGACCUGCAGUCUCCUCCAACGGUUCUCUGCGACUUCUGCGGUCAGCUGUUCGAGACGCGGAAAGCCCUGUCCUGCCACGUCCGUGCCCACCUGCGCCAGCUCGGCCUCACCUGGUCGAUAAGGACCUCUCCCAUCGACCUCCUCAAAGAGGUCAUGCUGCACGGCGAGGACAGGAAGAGCAAGCGGCCGUGGACUCCGCAGGCCUCCAAAAAGCCCCGGAGGAGCCUGUCAGCAGAGGACGGAGCUUCCACCUCCUGCACAUCCCCUGUGGAUUAUUCCAUGAAAGACAAGUCCCCGUCGGGGAAGGCUGCGGUGCCUCGUAUGGACACCUCCUGUGAGCUCUGCGGGUUUGACUUUGAGAACCGUAAGGCGCUGGCGAGCCAUGCUCGGGCUCACCUGCGACAGCUGGGCAUAUUUGAGUGGAGGGCAGACGGCGCCACCUCGCCCAUAGAGCUCCUCAGUGAAAUCAUCCAAAAAGAUCCUGCCAGGGUGACCGAAAUAACCAAACGCUACCGCUUUGGAGACCUCUACAUCAAAAAGGCCCAGAGAGCCCAGAGAUCUGCUUCCCCCUCCGCAUGCCCGGACUCUGGCGCUGCGGCCGGUGGAAGCAGGAGGACGUUGGUGCAGCAGGAGCUCAAGGCCAGCAGGAAGGACCACAGCAGCAUGAGCGUACACACUCCAAAAGGGGUCCAUCCUCUGAAACACGGAGUGUCGUCGGGGCAGGAUAACCGGAGCUCGCAGCGGCCGCCCCGCUCUGGCAGCAUCCCCGCGCUGCUGCCAAAGCCCCCCCUCACCCCGCUGGUCAAACUGGUUGGGAAGAUGUACUCCCUCAAGUGCAGGUUCUGUGAAGAGGUGUUUCAUGGACCUCUGUCCGUUCAGGAGCAGUGGAUCAGUCACCUGCAGAAACACAUCCUGUCACUGGGCUACAAAAGCACAGAAGCUCCUCCCCCGACACCUGUGACUCCUCCUACUCUUGUUCAUCCUGUCGCCGUCUAGACUUCAUACCAUCGUAGCUUCUGUUGUCUGAUACAAAGAAGGAAGUGAAGCUUUUGAAAUAAAUGCAAAAGCAAGAAAGGAUGUUCCCUGUUUGUCCACAGGAGGGCAGACAUGAGCUGUAAGAGUGUCUACUCAGGAAGAUCUCACCUACUGCUGUUUUUACUGAAACUGCGUCUCAACCAGGUUUUAAAUUGUUCUGUGUGUUAAAGAAACUGCGAGUCAGUUUGGAUGAACUUCUAACAGUCGGUUUUCUUACAACCACAAAAACAUUCUCUGAAAAAUACUUUUUAUACAUUAUUUUUUAACUGGAGUUCCCAUAAAUUCACUCUGUCGAUGAAAUCAUAAAAGUGUUUGUGAUGUUUGUACACAUGUCGCUGUUAUAUGGCCAUGGAUGUCUUCUUUGAUAACUCUGUGCAGCUUUAGCUAAAAUGUUUCCAGUUUAACACCUGCACCACAGCAUGUUCAUUUUCCUUAUUUGAUCAGUAUUUUUAUGAAACAAUAUGAGCUGUUCGUUCUUCUGCCACCCGAUACUAUUCCAACAGAGAUAAAUGGAAACAUUUGUUAAUGAAUUUGGAAAUCUUUCCAUUCAAUGUGUAUUGAACUGAUGUGUAAGUCCAGCUGUUUUCCUCUUUCUCUGACUUAAUGUACCUUUAGAUUAAUCUGAAACGUGUUUAAGUUCUGAUCAGAAAUGAGAACCAUCCUGAAAAAUGUGAUUGUUUUUCACUAGUCCUGAACUUCUGUGGCUCCAAUUAUAUUUAUCCAGGCCUUUUAUUGUACCGUAGACACCAUGUUUUUAUUCAAUGGAAACUUCUUAAAACAGAGAAUUUUGCAAAACA
Molecule: messenger RNA, 3292 nt
Organism: Oryzias melastigma (Indian medaka)
Lineage: Eukaryota; Metazoa; Chordata; Actinopteri; Beloniformes; Adrianichthyidae
Product: protein Wiz
Exons: 9
Coding region: 144-2456 (770 amino acids)
Biological process (GO): regulation of transcription by RNA polymerase II
Cellular component (GO): nucleus
Molecular function (GO): DNA-binding transcription factor activity, RNA polymerase II-specific; RNA polymerase II cis-regulatory region sequence-specific DNA binding
Source: RefSeq, a predicted model, not a curated record